UAAAAACAACUCCAAGUGAAAAAACAAUCUAAAACAAAGAAAAUCUAAUUAAAUUAUAAAAUUUAACUUAAAGAAGCGAAAAAUUAACGACAAAAACAACAAACCAAAAGAAAAAACACAGAAAUACGAAAACCAGCAUUAAUUACCAUAUUAACAGUAAAUUGAAAAUAAAUUUAAAUAAUAAUACAAAAAAAAAAUACCAACAAUUUAUUAAACUAACAGUGAAAACGCAGGCGUAUUAAACCCACACUAUAAAAACAAUUAAAAGGAAAUAAAAGGACCCCCAAAAAAGCCAACGCAACAAUACAUUUUAAUUCAACACUCAAGUUUGAACACGAAGCAACAUAAACGUGCGUUCAGCUAAACAAAACUCAGCCAGCAAAACUCUCCAGAAAUAUUAAAGAAAAAAUAAUAAAAAUUUCUUAAUUUAUUACUAAUUUGAAACAAAUAAAAUAAAUUAAAAGAACAACAGCAACAUCAAUCAGCAGCCAACCAACAAUUACAAUUAAUUAAUUAUUUUUUGGUUGAGCAACAAAAGUUUUAUGAGUAAUAGCGCCAUGGUUGCCGUAGCUAUUUGCUGUAUUCUGGUGCUACUGGCCGUUUUCAUUGUCAUCAUCAUAGUUGUGGGCCAAACAAUGGGUGAUCCAAAGUGAGAUAAGCUUCAGCUGGGACCCGGUAAUUUCCCAGAUGGAUAACAAAGGCCUACCAAUUGUUAGUACAUCCUCAAAUCCCCACCCCAAGCGCAAGAAUUAAAAAUAAAACCAAAAAAUUAAACAUCAUACAAAAAAAGACAUUUACUAAUGUUAUUAGCAAAGUGCAACCAGUGACUAGUAAUGCAUGACAUGAAUCACAUUUAAGUAAUCAACUGAAUUUAAUUAAAAUACAAACAAACAAAACCAACAUUUUUACAAAAAAAAAAAAGAAUAAUUUUUAACCCAUCGUGUCAGUAUCAAAUUGGCUGUGAUGUGUAAUUUUUUUUAAUAAAACAGUUUAAUCAAUAACAACAACAACAAAACCUUAAAAAUAUUUGAAAAAAUUUAGUGAAAACAACAAA
Molecule: messenger RNA, 1054 nt
Organism: Calliphora vicina (urban bluebottle blowfly)
Lineage: Eukaryota; Metazoa; Arthropoda; Insecta; Diptera; Calliphoridae
Exons: 1
Coding region: 543-653 (36 amino acids)
Source: RefSeq, a predicted model, not a curated record